AUGGUUUUAUUUUUAUUUUUAGGAAAUGGAUCUCCAAAAGGAACUCUCAAAGACACUCAAAAAAGUUCUUCACCAUAUAAGAACACACAAUAUACACAAAAACAGAUGUUUCCUGACGAAUCAAGAAGAGCUAGUAGUAGCGUUAGUCAAGUUUCCGGUGACGAGAGGAAACGCUUGUGCGAGCAUGUUAAGCCUUGCGACAGUGGCCUAACCGUCUAUGGUUCGUUGACAUAUCAAUUGAACCAUGCCAAUAUGGAGUCGACAGGCAUAUUCGAUUUUAUCAUAAAAGCACUGAGCAUUAUUCACAGAACAGUGAUAAUGACGGUAAUUUUGUCCAUUUUCACGGUGGUGCCUUUAAUUAUGUUCGUUGUUGGCGUGGAGUUCGUCCGGGACUGUCCGCGGGAACCGCACAUACCGGUGUACAUGAUCGUGGGAGGCAUAUUCGGCACGAUCAAGAUGGUGUGGCUGCUGUGCCGGCAGGUCAAGUCGCUGCGGUACAACAAGCGCCGGCGGCCGGACAUGGGCACGCGCGAGGACAUGGUGUCGUCCAUGGGGUCGCGCAUAGCGUCCGUCGGGCUGGCCGCGUUCCUGGCCGGUUGGUUCGCGCUGGGCAACUAUUGGAUCCUGUCCGUGUACUGGCCCGACUCGGAACCGUCGUCGCUGUACGAGCCGAACGUGUGGUGCAACCGGACGCUGUACGUCACCAGCCUCGUACACCUGGCACUCGUGUACGUGGCCGGCGCUGUAGUGCUCGCCGCCGUCGUGGCCGUGCUGGUGUUCCAGCAGUGCGCGCUCCGGUUCAAAUAG
Messenger RNA from Macrosiphum euphorbiae (potato aphid), 807 nucleotides. Lineage: Eukaryota; Metazoa; Arthropoda; Insecta; Hemiptera; Aphididae. The record is from the annotation of a GenBank genome assembly.